Molecule: messenger RNA, 1461 nt
Organism: Sphaeroforma arctica JP610
Lineage: Eukaryota; Ichthyosporea; Ichthyophonida
Exons: 2
Coding region: 366-1025 (219 amino acids)
Source: RefSeq, a predicted model, not a curated record
CAAUAUAGACUACAUAUAGAGGAUAGGGAACGGAGGGCAAAUACUAAAUAGCACGAAACCUGUACUAGAAGGAUUGCAAACCACUCUUAGGAGAGAUGCGCAUGUGCUAUGUUAUGAGGUGCAACUACUGAAGCACAAUAUAGUGAAACAACACCAAUAACAGUAUUCACACACCUUCACAGUUACACUAACCUUAACGGCCCUGAGCAAACAAACAUAACUUACCAACAAUCGGAACACUACCGAGUGCAGUGAAGUGGACUGCACGUACAACCAUUAGUUUGAUAAUCUAUGCACGGGAACAACUGCAGUGGUGGUAUAGCGCUAUUUAACGUAUACAUAUUCGUGCUUAGUUAGUUGUAACCAUGGUGGAGUUCCUGAUGGUGAGUGAGGGUAAGUACUCUCGUGUGACAGUCGAUGGCAACAGUGAGGUGCUCUCGUGCACACGCGAAGACCCACUUUUAGGCGCCACCACCUUUUUGCCACGACAGCGCUUUGAGCUGCGAUAUCUACUUACGUGUGAUAUACGUACAGAUGGCAAUAUAAAUACAAGUAGCAGUACACAUCAACAGAAUGUUAGCAACCACGGCGCAUUAGCGGGUGUUGACACGAAAGCAUACACAUCUGGCGGUGGUGAAGACAGGUUACAUGCACGUGACUCUAGUGGAGAGCGUAGCGGUGGAUCGCAUUCAGUCUCGCUGACCUUUCUGGACGACGAGGCUAUGCAGGCAGACCGAUGCACAUUCAAGGCCAAACGUAUUGAGUUCCAUGCUAGGCCACAGCGGCCCGUGACCCAUUCGGAUGGGACGUCCGCAACUGAACACACAAAGGAGGACGAUACCUACAGCGUGCAGUGUCUAUACGACACCAUUUGCGCCUACUGGCCGACAGGCCCACAGUCUAUCAUGCAGCUGUGUAGACCCGUGGAGGUAUGGAGGCAAGGGCGUGCGCGUGCGUAUGCGAAGUCUUCUUCGAACCAGUACUGGUUUGUGAUGAGGUUGGGGUUGGCACGCGUUGAUGGGUAGCGUGUGCUUGUGUAGUGUGGUAUGACGUCCGCGUGAGGAAGAAGUAUUAUCAACUAGGUUUAGGGAGUUUUGGUGGGAGUACUUCUCGAUGUGCAGACGCCGGCCUUCUAUGCCAUGUGAUAAGUUACAGUUACAUACGGUAUACAAGCGUGUGAACGCGUAUUCAUCUAGCACUAGCGCAUUUGUGUACAUGAAGUCUUUCAGUGAUAGUGGGUGGAUUCAAUCUAUCGAUGUACAUGCAUGUAUCGAUGCAUCAGGUUAUGUAAACCGUAAAUUUAAGCGUUUUUUUCCGUCAGCUAGAAUGGAGUUUUGUGUACUUAUAUGUAGGUCCUCGUUUACGUAUCAGCUAGUACGUCUAGCUGUGCGGACGUCUAACACCUGCAUCAUAGCUAAUUUCAAUAAAAUAUGAUUGCAAACGAUUAGCAAUUGAUUCAAG